GGGGAAGUCCAGCAGCUCGCUUUGCAAGCUUUGCCUACAGCUUCUUUGCACUAUCAGCGCACAACAUACACACCCGGGAGAGCAAUUAGAGAGAGAUGGACUUCCAGCACAGAGGUCACCCUUACUCCAUCCCAGAGGAUGAAGAGGUUGCUCACAGGGUCGCACCUGAUGCCCACAGCUCUGUGGGAAAUGAAGGCGAGAAACCGGUGUCGAAAUUGCAACGUAGGCACAGUGACAUAAAACUCUACAAAGAGUUUUGUGACUUUUAUGCGAAAUUCAACAUGGCGAACGCGCUUGCAAACGCCAUCUGCGAGCGCUGCAGAGGUGGCUUUGCCCCUGCCGAGAAGAUCGUCAACAGCAACGGUGAGCUGUACCACGAGCAGUGCUUCGUCUGCGCCCAGUGCUUCCAGCAGUUCCCCGAGGGGCUCUUCUAUGAGUUUGAAGGGAGGAAGUACUGUGAACAUGAUUUUCAGAUGCUUUUUGCCCCUUGCUGCCAUCAAUGUGGUGAGUUCAUUAUUGGUCGUGUUAUUAAAGCUAUGAACAACAGCUGGCAUCCAGAGUGCUUCUGCUGUGAUAUCUGCCAGCAAGUAUUGGCCGAUAUUGGAUUUGUCAAGAAUGCUGGCAGACAUCUGUGCCGUCCUUGCCAUAACAGGGAAAAAGCCAGAGGACUGGGGAAGUACAUUUGCCAGAAGUGUCAUGCCAUUAUCGAUGAACAGCCCCUCAUAUUCAAAAAUGAUCCUUAUCACCCUGAUCAUUUCAACUGUGCAAACUGCGGGAAGGAACUCACCGCUGAUGCUCGUGAGCUGAAGGGAGAGCUUUACUGCUUACCUUGCCAUGACAAAAUGGGUGUCCCCAUCUGUGGGGCCUGUAGAAGACCAAUUGAAGGCCGUGUGGUGAAUGCUAUGGGUAAACAGUGGCAUGUGGAGCAUUUUGUUUGUGCAAAAUGUGAAAAGCCAUUCCUGGGCCAUCGUCAUUACGAGAGAAAAGGCUUGGCAUAUUGUGAAACCCACUACAAUCAGCUGUUUGGUGAUGUUUGUUUCCAUUGCAACCGUGUGAUUGAAGGUGAUGUUGUGUCUGCUCUGAAUAAGGCGUGGUGCGUGAACUGCUUCGCUUGCUCAACUUGCAACACUAAGUUAACACUCAAGAAUAAAUUUGUCGAGUUUGAUAUGAAGCCUGUCUGCAAAAAGUGUUAUGAGAAGUUUCCUCUAGAGCUGAAGAAAAGACUGAAGAAGCUAGCUGAAACUUUGGGAAGGAAGUAAAGACCUCAUCUGCUCUCCCCCUCCUUUGUGAAAAUCUUAUAUAUAUUACUCCGGGAGGAAAAGGGGGGCUGCUUUGAGGCUGCAACAAAUGAUGGUGUAUGCCUUCUAUCAAACUGAAAUAUU
This is a messenger RNA of Mesitornis unicolor (brown roatelo), 1382 nucleotides long. Its product is annotated as LIM and senescent cell antigen-like-containing domain protein 1. The record is from RefSeq and is a predicted model, not a curated record. Gene Ontology annotation, cellular component: cytoplasm; focal adhesion; cell-cell junction. The transcript is spliced from 10 exons. Bases 96 to 1259 code for a protein of 387 amino acids. Lineage: Eukaryota; Metazoa; Chordata; Aves; Mesitornithiformes; Mesitornithidae. Gene Ontology annotation, biological process: positive regulation of substrate adhesion-dependent cell spreading; cell-cell adhesion; positive regulation of integrin-mediated signaling pathway.